AUGGCCGACAUGAGGAAGGGCUCUUACCACGGGUUUGUUCUCCUCCUGAGGAUCGUAAACACCAGCAUCCCCGACACGCUGAUGAAUUCAGACAUAACUUUCUUCAUGCCCAAUGAUGAGGAGUUAUCAGAAGCUGCCAUCACUUCAGGCCAUAUCCCAGAAUUCAUCUUCAGCCAUUCAAUGCCAACUGCAUUGCACCUCAACCAUUUUGUUGAUUUACCAAAUGGAACUCUUGUCCCAUCAAAUAUUCCGACCAAGAUCAUCAGCAUAAGCAAUUCUAAAAGAUCAGGCCUGUUUGUAAACAACGCCAGAAUUGUGACCCCAGAUGUGUGUACAAGCUCUACGAUUAGGUGUCAUGGUAUUAGCACAGCUAUGAGAUUGGAUAAUUCCAUGUUUAACUCACAGAAAUGUAAUAGGUUGGAGCCACCUACUGACCCAAUAAUGACUCCAACUGUAAUUGCUUGA
Molecule: messenger RNA, 465 nt
Organism: Argentina anserina (silverweed cinquefoil)
Lineage: Eukaryota; Viridiplantae; Streptophyta; Magnoliopsida; Rosales; Rosaceae
Exons: 1
Coding region: 1-465 (154 amino acids)
Source: RefSeq, a predicted model, not a curated record